UUCAGAUCCUCUGUUUUUUUUUUUUUUUUUUGGGUGGGCAAUACAAAUACAUAUAAUAGCAAAAACCAAAACCAGAUGCAUUUGGCGCAUACUCUGUAACUUCCUUCCUCUGCUUUCACAUUCCCUUAGAAGAAAAUGGGCAGCUUCUUCGCUUAUCGUGAUUCAUGCCCUUCCAUAAAAAACAUUCUAAUACUGGACUCUGAAGGAAAACGUGUAGCAGUGAAGUAUUACUCGGAUGAUUGGGCAACAAAUAGUGCAAAGUUAGAUUUUGAAAAGUCUUUGUUCACUAAAACUAUGAAGACAAAUGCUCGUACAGAGGCGGAGAUAGCAAUGUUUGACAGUAACAUUGUUAUCUAUAAGUUUGUCCAGGAUCUUCACUUCUUUGUAACUGGGGGUGAUGAGGAAAACGAACUCAUCUUAGCCACAGUUCUUCAAGGGUUAUUUGAUGCAAUUUCCCUUAUCUUGAGAAACACCGUUGACAAAAGAGAGGUACUUGAGAACUUGGAUCUUAUACUUCUAUGUCUCGAUGAGAUUGUUGAUGGAGGGAUGAUACUUGAAACCGACGCCAAUCACAUUGUAGGAAAAGUGGCAAGCCAUAACAUGGAUCUUGAUGCACCCUUAUCUGAGCAGACUAUAACUCAAGCGUGGGCUACAGCUCGAGAUCAUUUGACCAAAACCCUUCUUAAAUGAUUACUCUUGGCACACAGAACAAAUGGGUUGGCAUACUUUUAUAGUUGUUUCAUCUGUCUUUAAAAUACAUUUCCUCAUCUUUCAUAUGUUGUUGACCUUAUUGAAUGAUGAGCCUCAUACUAUGGUAUUCUAAUAGGCCUUUUUUUUUUUUUUUUUUUUUUUUUUUGUGGCCCAGAUCUCUCUGUGUAUUUUUUGAUGAUUUUAUUACAAUAUAUGACAUGAUCCACUUAAUAAUAUAUGGUCGAUUUGAAAUAUUAUGGUUCUUAGCAACAGCAAAAAGCCCAUCUUGAGGCUUAAUGAAGAGCUUGAAAUUCUGAUAUUGUGGGCUGUCUU
Ziziphus jujuba (common jujube) is the source of this 1023-nucleotide messenger RNA. RefSeq names its product coatomer subunit zeta-2. The coding region runs from base 136 to 690 and encodes 184 amino acids. Gene Ontology annotation, biological process: retrograde vesicle-mediated transport, Golgi to endoplasmic reticulum; intracellular protein transport; intra-Golgi vesicle-mediated transport. Lineage: Eukaryota; Viridiplantae; Streptophyta; Magnoliopsida; Rosales; Rhamnaceae. The transcript is spliced from 6 exons. The record is from RefSeq and is a predicted model, not a curated record. Gene Ontology annotation, cellular component: COPI vesicle coat.